AGUAACAUCUGGCGAUCGUUGAAUCCCAACAUCCGUCCCAGAAGCGCCAAGACCAUAGACUUGUCGAAUCGAACUCCUUCCAAUCCGCCCUAUAACGGAAUCAUAGACGUCCAAACAAGCACGGAACGCAACAUCCACAAUGAGAGUCGUCCUCUUUUCUUCCAUUGUGCUAUCGGCAUCGGCAUUCCUCUCGCCAUCGCCGCAAAGGAUUGCUCCCACAGCGGUUUUCUCCACGGCCGAAGCAGACAUUGAUGCUUCGGUAGAAAUGGCUAAGGAAGAGCUGUUGCAGCUCUCCAGGGAUUUCAAGGAACAAUACGGAGUGAUUCUCAUCGAUACCAAGGCCAAAGAAUCCUUCCGGAAGGCCGUCGAAAAAUUGGAGAGCGUCGCGGAGGCCUCCACCGACUCGUCCAUGCUUGUCGGGGACUGGAAUCUCGAGUGUAGUUCCGCCAGCAGCGGAGCCAGCUCAAAGAUCGAAAUCGAUACCAACAAAAUUCCGUUCUUCAACGAGGGUCCCCUUAAGGACAUUCGCAGCACCCUGAACGAUUCCGUGGGCGUCGUCCAGCGCAUCAAAUUCGGUGAAAUGUCGAACAGCAUCGACGCCAUCGACCACAUCAUCGACUACAGACCGCCCAACCAACUGUCGUCGUUCCUCAAAAACAUCCCCGAUGCUCUGAAAAAUCUUGACAUCAAUCCGGUAAGUAUGCGGUUGCUGCUGUGGUUUGUACGAUGCUGUAUCGCACCAGUGUGCUGAUGGAGAGUGAUCCAAGCACUGUAUCAUUCAGGGCGUGAAUUCUCGUUAUCAAUGUCAUGGAAUUGCUUUUUAUCUCACAAAAAUAUUGUUUCGGACUUUAGCUGAAAGUGAGUGACACAAAGGUUGUCUUAAAACACAAAGCAGAAGUUGAAGGCACAAUUCCGGUAAUCAAAACAAAACUAAGUCUCGAGGCCGUCGUCGGUAAGUAACAAAACAUAAUUGAGAAUCAUCUCGUUUGCAAAGCAAGAAACCCCACUAUAUCGUGAUAACGUACAACAUGAAUUGAAGAGCCAAACUAUGGUCGUGUUCGUUUGGAUCGGAUCCAUUCGAAUAUAUUCUAUUCGGGAACCAAUAUUCACCCAUCCUUCUUUGUUUUCCCAAUUUUUUUGUUGUCGAUUUGCAACGGAUACGAGUAGUGAACGUUGCGGGUGAAUCCAAAAACCUCGAUCCGAACGGGGAAGAUGUUCUGGGCAUCAACAUUCCUUUUGGUGAAUUCCUCAACGCCGGAUCAUUCGAUACUACCUACGUAGACGACUCGAUGCGAAUCAGUCGGAGCAAGGUCGGUCCCGUGGAUCAAAUCCGCGUAUUCGUUAAGGCAGACAACACCGAGAGCGACGCCGACGAGGAGGUCGUAGCUGCAACUGUUGUCGAGGACGAUGAUCUGGACGAUGAUGAAAUCGUUGAUGAUGACCUCGACGACGACGAAAUCGUUGAAAGUGCAGUUGAUGCCGAGAUUGUUGAGGAGAAGGAAGACAACGAGGACGCGGACGAAGACGUGUCACCUUCUGAUGUUGAGAAUUAAUCAUUCGUAGAAAUUCGUUUAAUUGAAAUGGAACCAGUUUUGUUCAUUGAACGCAACCAGGCACAUCGUAUUUGAUCCUCUAAUAGUUGUACCACUAAACAGAACGAGUACUU
This is a messenger RNA of Pseudo-nitzschia multistriata, 1666 nucleotides long. The record is from the annotation of a GenBank genome assembly. NCBI's taxonomy places the organism in Eukaryota, Bacillariophyta, Bacillariophyceae, Bacillariales, Bacillariaceae.